UUUUCUUGGGGCUCCCUAGGGAAACAUCCUUGAAAGAGUCUUGGUACAUCCUGUCAGGAAUGACGGUGACAUCAGCACCGGUGUCGACUUUGAAAGUUACGGGAUUGUCUCAGAUGUCGACCAUGACUUUCCAUCGCUGUUCAUCUAACGACGCCACGGAGCCAAGAAGUGCCGCCUCAGACGUUGUUACUUCCCCGAGGGCACCAGAACUCCUGCAAACCCGUCGCCAAGCUCUGCGAAAAAUCCUUCGGGCGAACAAAACGCUCCUGGACGCUGAAGCGCUUCGUGCAAGCUUUAUUUUAUUGUUUGCCGGUUUCCACGCAAAGCAGUGUCGCCUGCAGGUGAUGAUCGUUGCUGCCGCGCCUUACAUAUGUUACGAUUUUUUCAGCUUUACAAAACAGUCCUAAUGCUAUAUGGUGGGACAUUUUGACACUCACUGCAUGUUUUCAUACACACAUUGACAGCAAUGAAGAACUCUAACCAUACACAGUGACGAAUCGGGACCAGGUCGCUUUACGCUCAAGUCCACGUAAGGACACGCCUCGUUUA
Ixodes scapularis (black-legged tick) is the source of this 549-nucleotide messenger RNA. RefSeq lists its product as uncharacterized. Lineage: Eukaryota; Metazoa; Arthropoda; Arachnida; Ixodida; Ixodidae. The record is from RefSeq and is a predicted model, not a curated record. Bases 60 to 407 code for a protein of 115 amino acids. The transcript has 3 exons.